Messenger RNA from Phacochoerus africanus (Common warthog), 3238 nucleotides. It is a transcript of the gene INIP, whose product is annotated as INTS3 and NABP interacting protein. NCBI's taxonomy places the organism in Eukaryota, Metazoa, Chordata, Mammalia, Artiodactyla, Suidae. Gene Ontology annotation, biological process: DNA repair. The record is from RefSeq and is a predicted model, not a curated record. Gene Ontology annotation, cellular component: nucleoplasm; nucleus; SOSS complex. The transcript has 5 exons. Bases 243 to 557 code for a protein of 104 amino acids.
AGUCAUCGAGAGGCGGAAGCGCAGCGGGGGCGGGAAGGUUGUAGAACGGCACGUUGAGCUCUGUUUGCGGUUCUUCAAGUCGCGUCCCCUUGGAGAACGCACCCCGACUGAGGCAGCCCCGGGCUCUCUCGCCUCCGAUGUAUGCUUCCGAAGAGAUGAAGAUAUGUGUGUACACAUUUCUUAUAGGUGAUUGUAAAGUGCUGACCCAUUGCCACUGAACAUAGUUGAAACAGAAUAGGAAGAUGGCAGCAAACUCUUCAGGUCAAGGCUUCCAAAACAAAAAUAGAGUUGCAAUCUUGGCAGAACUGGACAAAGAGAAAAGAAAAUUGCUAAUGCAGAACCAAUCUUCAACAAACCACCCUGGAGCUAGCAUUGCGCUCUCGAGACCCACUCUCAACAAGGACUUCCGGGACCAUGCUGAGCAGCAGCACAUCGCAGCCCAGCAGAAGGCGGCUCUGCAGCAUGCACAUGCACAUUCAUCUGGAUAUUUCAUAACUCAGGAUUCUGCAUUUGGGAACCUUAUUCUUCCUGUCUUACCUCGCCUUGACCCAGAAUGAAGAAGAUAUUUGUUGUAGCAAAAGUGACUGUAACAUCAGAUGCCAAAGCUACUAUCAUUCAGUGCUAUACAAACUGUGACUUUCAGAAUUCUGGCGGACUUUUACACGUUUUGUUUCUCUAAAAGAAAGAUCUGUGUAAGUGAAAGCAAAAAAGGAGGGUUAACCAGGAUGAUGAGAGCUCCGGACAGUCUGUCAUUGAAGGAACUGGUCAUGCUGCCCAGGACUGUCACUCGUGUAAUGCGGUUUGAUUUUUAACUCUGAAUCGGAUGUGGUCUUGUAAACUCAGCCCCUCGCCCCCAAAAAGUUGGAUGCGUCUAUCCCGUCUAGAGUAGAUGUUCAAGAACCAUUUAAAGCACUUAACUUCAAACACAUGAGGGUGCUGUUUAAAAAUGUGAACCAAAAGGCUUAAAUAAGUUCCAUUCACACUUGCUGUUUAUAGAACAGAUAUCAGUGUACCUUUGGAGUUUAUAGUCAGCAUAUCAUCCUGAAAUAUCCUUUAACUCAUAACUAGUUCCCCUAGUCUCGGUUUUACAAGAAAACCCAAGAUAAGACGAAGUCACUGACACGUCUUAAACAUCUUUUAUAAACCUCUGCCACUAUAAAUUAUGUGACUAAAUACUGUUGAAAACAAUAAGAAAUGUAGUUUUAAAAUUUGUACAUGCUCAUAUUUAGUGUUACUACGUAAAUGAUGUGCCUACACAGUCUUCUUGCCCAUAUUUGCUCUAAUUAAACCCAUUAAUUAAAGUUGAGCCCCUUUCUACUCACUUGAAGGAAGAAGGACUUAGGUUAAGCAAGUGUCUCAACAUGAUACAUGUCUAACAGAAUCCAGGGUGCUUACUUAAAUAUGCAGUCCCCACAGCUUACUCUGGUCCUAUGGAAUUAGUGUGUCUAAUUCAAAAUAAAGUUUGAAACCAUAGGAUAGAGAUUCAGUUUUCAUGAUCAAUGUAAAUUCAUAGAUUUGUAAGGUCAUGAAACUUAGAGGUCAUUUACCUAGCGUUGACCUUUUUUUUACUUUUAUUAGGCUUGAAAUGAUGGUUUAUACUAUAUUUCAGAUACAGUAUUUUUUAUAACUGACCUCAUCUUGGCCUUGAAUCCCCAUCCUCUUUGGUGGUAGGAUGAAAUUUAAACUUGAAAUUCCAGUUUGAGUCAACAAUUAGGAAAAGUUCAUCUCCCUUUUCAAAGAGCGUCUUCUCCCUCCUCCCCUAGAUAUUUGUACCAACUGUCCAGCUCCAUCUUACCUAAACUAUAUGAAGCAGGAAUGACCAGUUCUAGGUGUGGCUGUGCCAUCUGGAUUCUUUCUGUUGAGAAUUUGAACUGGCUUUCUCCAUUCAGCUGAGGUGGCAGCUGUCCCCAUUAUAAUGGUCACCAUCCCAGCACAGGUGGCCUUUCUCCUACUGCCGAGGAGCUCUGAGGGGACCUUUGCCUCUGCCCUGCCUCAGGUCCCUCCAGCUGUCCCUGGCCCUCCUUGUAGGAGUCUUUGUUUCCUUGAGUUAAUUUGACUAAGUCACUGUUCUGUGCGAUCCAUGAGCUACCGGCAUCCUUCUAAAUCUAGGGGCGCCAGGGAGAUACAUUUUUUGGAUUGUAUAGUUUUUAUACAUUUGAAGCCUCUACCAACCAUGUGACUUUGAUAACCUCAGUAAAGAGAUCUUUCUCCUCAGAGUAUCUUUUCUGGUCUCAGCCUUUUAAAUAGAUGUUGCCAAAAACCCACAGUCCUAGCUAGUGAGCACUGCCUCCGCCUCUCCUUUGACUCACUUACAAAUUCAGUUCCAUUCCAUGUGUAUUUAUUAACACCUACUCUGUAAAGCACUGUGUUUUGCGGGGAACAGGUAAGGAGGACCUGCUCUUAAGGAGGAGAGGUGGAGAGGCGCCUGUGCCGGUGCAGUGGGAAAGAAGCCAGCAUCCUGGAGCACGGAGCAGUCUCGAUAGGCCUAGAAGAGUCGGCAUGAUGCUACCUUGCAAGGGAGGGAAGAGUUGCUCCAGACAGAGGUCAGGGUCUUAUAACCAGAGGGCAGUAGGGGCGAAGGCAGCUGGGACUGCAGAGGUCAUGGGAAGGGUGGCAGUGGACCCUGUCGGAAGCCUUCGGCGAAGUUCUAGCCUUGAUUCCCUCGGGUUGGGGGUGGUGGGCUGAGCCACGUCUCCUCUCCACCUGUCACCCUGUCUCAUCUGUAAAAUGGGAACAGUGCACGCUCUGCCUCCUUCAUGCCUGGUAUUUUUCAAAGUGCAGGUUUCAAUACGUUACUGAAUUGAGAGUCCAACCUAAUGGCUAAAGAGGGUGUGAACUGCUUUUUUUUUUAAAAUAGAAAACGUCAGGGUACGUGGCAUAUAAUAAAUGGGAGGUUUUGUUUCCUGAGUCUUCCUUUUCUGUGUGGUUUAAACUUACUUUGUGUAUUGUCUGUUCCACCAGCAUGUAAAGUCUUUGAGGACAAGGGGUUUUGUUUCCCUCUUUCUCCGCUUCUUUCCUCUUUACUCCUGUAUUCUGCUGAGAACACUGUUUGGCAUAUAGUAGGGAGUCGGUACCUACUUAUGGAGGGAAUGAAGGCAUGAAGAACUAUGACCUGGAUCAUGAUUUAAAAGGUAUUUCUUGUUACUGUGAGUCAUGGCAAAAAUGUUCUGAAAGCCACUGCUAAGUAACAGAUAGUGCUUUGUAUGACUCUAGAAUAAAAACUGAAAUGACUCAAGAA